Molecule: messenger RNA, 2592 nt
Organism: Saccharomyces kudriavzevii IFO 1802
Lineage: Eukaryota; Fungi; Ascomycota; Saccharomycetes; Saccharomycetales; Saccharomycetaceae
Gene: SUL1
Product: sulfate permease
Exons: 1
Coding region: 1-2592 (863 amino acids)
Biological process (GO): transmembrane transport
Cellular component (GO): membrane
Molecular function (GO): secondary active sulfate transmembrane transporter activity
Source: RefSeq, a predicted model, not a curated record
AUGCUCGGAAAAAAAAAUUCACACAAGAGUUCAACUGAAGUCUUAGAUAAUCAGGAAGACACUGAUAUCGAAGUUUUUGAAUCUGAAUACCGCACAUAUAGGGAAUCCGAAGCGGCAGAGAACAGGGACAAUUUUCAAAAUGGUGAUGAUCAGAGCUGGAAGAUAAACGGUAAGCAAAAAUAUGAAGUAACAAAAAGCGAGGUGUCAGAUGUUGCCUAUGAUUCUAUUCCAGCAUAUGAAGAGAGCACAGUGACUUUAAAGGAAUACUAUGAUCACUCUAUCAAGAGUAGCUUAACCGUAAAAUCGGCAGGUGACUAUCUCUACUCCCUUUUCCCUAUUAUAAAAUGGCUUCCCCACUAUAACUUUACGUGGGGCUAUGCAGAUUUGGUGGCGGGAAUUACAGUCGGGUGUGUUCUUGUGCCUCAAUCCAUGUCCUACGCCCAAAUCGCCAGUUUGUCGCCUGAAUAUGGUUUAUAUUCCUCUUUUAUUGGCGCUUUUAUCUACUCUUUAUUUGCCACAUCGAAAGAUGUUUGUAUUGGUCCAGUCGCUGUUAUGUCAUUACAAACAGCUAAAGUGAUUGCCGAAGUUUUGAAAAAAUACCCAGAAGGUCAAACAGAAGUCACGGGUCCUAUAAUUGCGACUGCCCUUUGUUUCCUUUGUGGGGUUGUCUCUACUGCACUGGGCGUACUACGCCUGGGGUUUUUGGUUGAGUUGAUUUCUCUGAAUGCUGUUGCUGGUUUUAUGACCGGUUCAGCAUUCAGCAUUAUUUGGGGUCAAAUUCCUGCUCUUAUGGGCUACAACUCACUAGUCAAUACUAGAGAAGCGACGUAUAAGGUUGUGAUUAAUACUCUCAAGCAUCUACCAAACACGAAGUUAGACGCUGUUUUUGGUCUAAUUCCAUUAGUAAUUCUUUAUGUAUGGAAGUGGUGGUGUGGAACAUUUGGUAUUACAUUGGCGGAUAGAUAUUACCGAAAUCAGCCAAAGAUUGCAAAUAGAUUAAAAUCAUUCUAUUUCUACGCACAAGCUAUGAGAAACGCUGUCGUUAUAAUUGUUUUCACGGCGAUAUCAUGGCGUAUAACAAGGAACAAAUCAUCAAAAGAACGUCCUAUCAGUAUUUUGGGCACGGUCCCCUCUGGUUUGAAUGAGGUGGGUGUCAUGAAAAUUCCCGAAGGUUUGCUAUCUAAUAUGAGUUCAGAAUUACCUGCUUCAAUCAUUGUUCUGGUGCUAGAACAUAUCGCUAUUUCAAAAUCAUUCGGUAGAAUUAAUGAUUACAAGGUCAUCCCUGACCAAGAGCUAAUCGCAAUUGGUGUGACAAACUUGAUAGGAACAUUUUUUCACUCAUACCCAGCAACAGGAUCAUUUUCCAGAUCUGCUUUGAAAGCGAAAUGUAACGUGCGUACCCCAUUUUCCGGAAUAUUCACUGGCGCUUGUGUGUUAUUAGCACUCUAUUGUUUGACUAGCGCUUUCUUUUUUAUUCCUAAGGCGACAUUAUCAGCAGUUAUUAUUCACGCUGUUUCUGAUCUAUUGACUUCUUAUAAAACCACCUGGAUUUUUUGGAAAACCAAUCCCUUAGAUUGUAUCUCAUUUAUUGCUACAGUCUUUAUUACCGUGUUUUCGUCCAUUGAAAACGGUAUAUAUUUUGCAAUGUGUUGGUCAUGCGCAAUGUUGCUAUUGAAGCAGGCAUUUCCAGCCGGGAAAUUCCUUGGUCGUGUUGAGGUAGCUGAAGUAUUGAAUCCAACAGUACAAGAAGGUAUUAAUGCUGUGACAUCAUCUAAUGAAUUGCCCAAUGAACUAAGUAAACAAGUUAAAUCUACCGUCGAUGUUUUGCCAGCUCCAGAAUAUAAGUUUAGUGUAAAAUGGAUUCCAUUUGAUCACGAUUAUUCAAGAGAGUUGAAUCGCUAUACUAAAGUUCGCCCUCCACCACCUGGUGUCAUAGUAUAUCGUUUGGCUGAUAGUUUUACUUAUGUGAACUGUUCGAGGCAUUAUGACAUUAUAUUUGAUCGCAUUAAGGAAGAAACAAGACGAGGGCAACUAAUAAGCCUGAGGAAAAAGUCCGAUCGACCAUGGAAUGAUCCUGGCGAGUGGAAAAUGCCGAAUUCUUUUAAAGCUCUGUUUAAAUUCAAACGGAAAUCAGCAACGACGGAUAACGAAUUGCCAGUAUCAAGUGGUAGGAAUAACCAGGAAUCCUACGAGAAGCCGCUAUUGAAAGUUGUCUGCCUAGAUUUUUCUCAAGUCGCCCAAGUGGACUCAACCGCUGUUCAAAGUCUCGUCGAUCUGAGAAAGGCUGUGAAUAAGUAUGCAGACAGACAAGUCGAAUUUCAUUUUGCCGGGAUCAUAUCUCCAUGGAUUAAAAGAAGUCUUUUGAGCGUAAAAUUCGGAACUACAAAUGAAGAGUACAGUGAUGACUCAAUCAUUGCUGGUCAUUCUAGUUUUCACGUUGCGAAAGUUCUGAAAGAUGAUGUAGAUUAUACUGAAGAGGAUAGCCGUAUAAGUACAUCGUACAGCAAUUAUGAGACCUUGUGUGCUGCAACUGGUACGAACUUACCAUUCUUUCACAUCGAUAUACCAGAUUUUUCCAAAUGGGAUGUAUAG